Polyodon spathula (Mississippi paddlefish) is the source of this 3839-nucleotide messenger RNA. RefSeq names its product protein zyg-11 homolog B-like. Lineage: Eukaryota; Metazoa; Chordata; Actinopteri; Acipenseriformes; Polyodontidae. The record is from RefSeq and is a predicted model, not a curated record. Gene Ontology annotation, cellular component: Cul2-RING ubiquitin ligase complex. Gene Ontology annotation, molecular function: protein binding. The transcript has 15 exons. The coding region runs from base 190 to 2391 and encodes 733 amino acids.
UGUUGUACUUCCGGGUUGCUCGACCUUGUUGUUUACUCACACAAACUCAGAUUUGAAACGUACUAGCCGCCUAUUGAUACGCUCUGAGUUUCAAAAGACAACCUGCUUUUAAAAGCUGGGUUUGUCAUUUUAUUAAUCCAGCGCUGGUACAGUCACUGAAGUCCUGUUGAAUUUUCUACGUGGUAUACCAUGGAGGAGGCCUCCCCUGUGUCCCUCACUGACCUCUGCCUGAGCUUCCUGAGCUCCAAUCUGGACCAGUUCUGCUGGGAGCGGCCCGAUGGCUCUCUGAGCCUCCGAGAGAUCGUCGUCUUCCCACAGGAGCUUGCUGACCAGCUGCUGCGCAAGAUGGCCAUGGAGGGGGUGCUGAAUGACAGCACGGCAGGGAUAUUCCGCAGCUGCCAGUACCUGCGGCUGCGGCGUGCGUGUAUCUGCAAGGCACGCAUCUCCGCAGAGGCCUUCCACAAGGCAUUCUGCCAGCACCGGCUGCUGGAGUUGGACGCCUCAGGGGUGAAUGCGGACGUGGCCAUCACAGACAUCAUCCAGGGGCUGUCCUCCAACAAAUGGAACCAGGAGUCCCUGCAGCGGCUGGUGCUGAACGGGCUCACUCUGUCCCUGGAGGAUCCCUACGAGCGCUGCUUUAGCCGCCUGGCUGGCCUGCGUGCCCUCGCUAUCGCCAACGUGGACUUCUACACGGAGGACCUGUCAGAGGUGUGCUCCCUGCCACGGCUCGAGAGCCUGGACAUCUCCAACACCUGCGUGACUGACCUGACCCCCCUGCUUUCCUGCCGGGAGCGGCUUCGUUCGCUCACCAUGCACCACCUCAAGUGCCUCAAGAUGAGCACCUCGCAGCUGCUGGAUGUGUUGAGCCAGCUGGCUGGGCUGCAGCACUUGGACAUCUCGGACGACAAGCAGUUCACCUCGGACAUCGCCGGGCACCUGCUGGAACAGCCUGGUAUCCUGCCCCAGCUGUGCUCACUGGACGUCUCUGGCCGCAAGCAGGUCACUGACAAGGCAGUCAAGGCCUUCGUCCAGCAGAGACCCGGCAUGCACUUCAUAGGGCUGCUGGCCACCGGCGCUGGGUUCUGUGAUUUCCUCUCUGGGGAGGGGAGCCUGAAGGUGUCGGGGGAGGCGAAUGAAGCGCAGAUCUGUGAAGCUCUCCGGCGCUACAGCGAGAGAGCGUUUUUCGUCAGGGAGGCCCUCUUCCAUCUCUUUAGCCUCACACACGUCAUGGAGAAAGUUCCACCAGACAUCCUAAAGCUGGUUGUCACUGGGAUGAAGACCCACCCUCUGAACCUGCAUGUGCAGUUGGCUGCUAGUGCCUGUGUGUUCAACCUGACUAAGCAGGACCUGGCUGUGGGGAUGCCAGUGCGACUGCUGGGCCAAGUCACCCAUCUGCUGCUCGAGGCCAUGAAGAACUUCCCCAACCACCAGCAGCUCCAGAAGAACUGCCUCCUCUCACUCUGCAGCGACAGGAUUCUGCAGGAGGUUCCCUUCAACAGGUUCGAGGCUGCCAAGCUGGUGAUGCAGUGGCUGUGUAACUACGAGGACCAGAACAUGCAGAGGAUGGCCGUGGCAAUCAUCUCCAUCCUGGCAGCUAAGCUCUCCACAGAGCAGACUGCCCAGCUUGGAGCAGAGCUCUUUAUUGUCCGGCAACUCCUGCACAUUGUGAAGCAGAAGACGAGUCAGAGCCUGGUGGACACCACGCUGAAGUUUACACUGAGCGCGCUGUGGAACCUGACGGACGAGUCUCCCACCACCUGCCGCCACUUCAUUGAGAACCAGGGGCUGGAGCUCUUCAUGAAGGUGCUGGAGUCUUUCCCUUCUGAAUCCUCCAUACAGCAGAAGGUGCUGGGUCUGUUGAACAACAUUGCGGAGGUGAAGGAGCUCCAUGCGGAGCUGAUGUGUAAGAGCUUCGUGGAGCACAUCACUGUGCUUCUCCACAGCAGUGAGGUGGAGGUGAGCUACUUUGCUGCGGGGAUCAUCGCGCACCUCAUGUCCCGCGGAGAGGAGGCCUGGACCCUGAGCCCCAGCCUGCGCACGUCCCUUCUGCAGCAGCUCCAAUCUACGAUCCUCAAGUGGCCCACACCUGAGUGUGAGAUGGUGGCAUACAGGUCGUUUAACCCUUUCUUCCCCCUGCUCAAGUGCUUCAGCACCCCGGGAGUGCAGCUCUGGGCUGCCUGGGCUGUGCAGCACGUAUGCAGUAAAAAUGAGUCCCGGUACUGCAGCAUGCUGAUCGAGGAGGGGGGGAUGCAACACCUGUACCAGGUGAAGGAGAACCCCCAGACUCACCCUGACGUGCAGCGCAUGUCGUCUAGCAUCCUGGAGAGCCUGGAGAGACACCUGGCACGCACCGGGCAGACAGUGCCUCCCUACAGACCAGGCUGUGCAUAACAGGCAUGCAUAAGUCACAAGGCAGUGAAGUCGGCUCCCUAGCAACAAGCCUCCUGUGUUGGUAAUGGAUUUCUUUCAAUGCAGCGGGUUUGGGCAUUUGAGAAAGUUGACUAGAAGCAAUUACCACCCACUGUACGAAUUAAAACGUGCUGCUUUUUCCAUGAAAAAUAAGAAAUGGCGGGUUGCGUAGAGGAUUUAUACUGGACCCUGACACAAUAUUGAAAGUAUUUUCUUUUGGUUUAUUUACUUGUUCUUUAUAGAAACGAACUGCAAAACAUGUGUAUUCAAUUUUAGUUAAAGGGUUUGUACAGUAUUUCUCUGGGUUUUGAGCAGUACCAUCCAUCUGUGUGUGUUCAGUGCUGGACUGUGUCUUCUACCACAACCUUCAUAUUUGUCCCUGCUGUGGAAACAUCUCUUUUCCAAGGAGGUGGUCCUUUCCAUGAUGUUGAUUGCACAGUGAGCAUGUGGAAGCAGCAGGAGAGAGCACAGAGUCAGUGGCUGGGCUGCAAGCUACCUGGACCGUUGCUGUCCUCAGAUGCAUGCUGAAAUCUGAGCUGGGUUGAUAAUUGACCUUGUUGAACCCGCUGUUAAUAAAACAAUCAGCUCAGGCACCAACACAGUACUGUACGUAGCUGUUAUAAAGGAUGAAGUAGAGUGCGUGUGAGUGUAGGAUGUUGAUGGGCUGCAAGUGUUACCAUUCAACCAGUAGUGUUUGGGUGGAGCGCAUAUAUAAUUAAUUUCACAUUAUUGUAUUGUUGUGCAUAGAAAUUGCAUGAUUAUUAUUAAUUAUAAAAUAUAUAUAGGGUUCCGCUAACCUUUGGGACAACUGGAUUAAGUCCUUUUGUGGACUAUUCUCCUGCAGCCUGCCGUGGGAAAGAGGGGCGAACAAACAUUCAGCAGUGUUCCUAUUGAGAAUGAUUUCCAGACCAGCACCUGUAUUAAAGACUCUUGUUUUUAAUGCUUUAGGAGUGUUUUUGUUAAACCUUUUUUAAAAGCUGUACUUCUGAUUGCUCUCCUCAUGACUGUGUAGUGGAACUUUUAUAUUCUGGACACUGCUUUGAAAAGUCUGCUUUCAUUCGGGGUGAAUUACCCUCACCAGCCCUUGUUGCAUGCUGGAUUCUUGUUCCAGUGGUAUUGGAGCCCCCGACGCUCUGUGCAGGAGAGUUUUCUCUUACUGGUAUGCACUAGCAUUAGUAAUAUGGUGUUUGCAACAAUUGUGUACAUAUUAUUUAUAUUGUGCAGAUAGUCACAUAUAUUAUGACUUUACAAAGUAUUUAAAAUAAGAAGGUGUGGGGAUAGGGGAGCAGUUCAAGGACUGCAUUGACACUAAUCAAGGGAGGUAAGUUAGUAUUAAAGGCAACAAAUGAACUAUCGGAUUAAGAGUGAUGAUAAAUUCAGUGUUUACUUAUGAGUCAUUAUUUUUUAAAUAAAAGAACAAGAAUUCAAAA